ACACAGCGCACGUUAGCCAGGAGCAGUUGAAACUGAAACGGGCGGAGAAACUGAUGAGAGAAGGCGGACAUUUCGAAGGCGCCCUCCCAACUGUGCAAACCAAACUCACCCACAUUUCUUCUCGAUUUUGCCCCCCAACUUCUUCUCUAUAAAUACUCAUCUCCACCUCACUCCUUUUUUUCUUUCAUAUCACACCAUUUCUUCUCCCCAUUCUCUCACUCUCCUCCGUCGUCCAUGGAGUCCGUCGCCGUUCUCCGAUCUGUUCACUAUUCUGUAGGUGCUAUUUCAAAUGUUCGGUCAUUUAUUGAGAGACCUACCAUGGUCCCCAUGUAUAAUGCCACGUGGCCUACCUCAAAUACAUUGCAUGUCCAAGGCUUGACAGUUGGUGGAAAGCUCAUUUCUUCUCCAAUUAAGCAGAAAGGAACACUAAUUUCAUGUGUAAAGACACCUGAAACUGCAGGAACAGCUAAAUGUGAUGAUGGCAAUCCUCAAGGCUUACUGCAGAAGGAUACUCUUCCAAGUGCAACUUUUCCUAAUGGAUUUGAGGCUUUGAUUUUGGAGGUCUGUGACGAGACAGAUGUUGCUGAGCUGAAGCUAAAAGUUGGAGACUUUGAAAUGCAUCUGAGGCGAAAUGUAGGAGUCACAAACCCACCCAUGCCUGUCAUUGCACCUACAGCACCACCAACUGUUUCAGCUAAACCCCCAGUUGAAUCAGCUCCUGCUGCCCCACCAUCAUUACCGCCAAAGCCCUCUCAAGAGAAAAUCAGUCCAUUUACAAAGAGCCUCUUAGAGAAACCUUCAAAGUUACGGGCCUUAGAAGCUUCUGGAGCUAAUGCAUAUGUUUUGGUGUCUUCUCCAACAGUUGGUUCAUUUCGAACUGGGAGGACACUGAAAGGAAAGAGGCAACCUCCUGUAUGUAAAGAGGGUGAUGUGAUUAAAGAAGGACAAGUGAUAGGCUAUUUGGAUCAAUUUGGCUCUGAACUUCCUGUAAAGUCAGACACAGCUGGAGAAGUUUUGAAGGUCAUCUUCAAUGAUGGAGAAGCUGUUGGUUAUGGAGACCCCCUUGUCGCUGUCCUGCCAUCAUUUCAUGGUAUUGAGUGAGGUUCAUCUCCCCUUUCCAUUAGUUCUUGCGGUAAUCAUUGUUUGAGAGGCUUAGAUUUGUAGUUUGCCUUUUGACGGUUGGUUUUUUCUUUCCAACUUGUUUUUCUAGCUUUUACAAAUUAGGGGACACAGCUGUCUUCUUUGAUGUAUUUGUUGUUGCUUUCCGGUAAACUUAAAUUGAACUACAAUUUGGGAAAAGGUUUUAUCAUUUGUAUCGAGAUAAUACAAUUUCAGAAAAGAUGUUGGCCCCAUUUUGGAUUGUA
This is a messenger RNA of Vitis vinifera (wine grape), 1364 nucleotides long. Its product is annotated as biotin carboxyl carrier protein of acetyl-CoA carboxylase 2, chloroplastic. The transcript is spliced from 9 exons. The coding region runs from base 235 to 1101 and encodes 288 amino acids. The record is from RefSeq and is a predicted model, not a curated record. NCBI's taxonomy places the organism in Eukaryota, Viridiplantae, Streptophyta, Magnoliopsida, Vitales, Vitaceae.